CGACGGUUGGUUUUCUCCUCCCACCUCGAGCUUUUGCAAGCUACCGUGGUUCUCGCACAAAACCCAAUUUCUCUUCCUCCACCGAGGGGAAGCCCUUUUUCCAACCACUUCUUCUCUUCCAGUCUUCCUUUUCCCCCAUCCGAUCGUCAAAUCCACUCCAUCUUGUCUCUUGUCCGAUUCCUGUUCUACUACGUACUUGUCAGAAUACCAUUUCGAGCUUUCCAAAGUUCUGUUAUUUCAUCCACGUUUCGUUCUAUAUACUACCAAAACACCAUCAGGAGAAGGGCUUGAGACACGUCCGCAACCAUGUCUCAGCCAACUCGUCAGUUCUCCACGGGCGCUUCGGCGCACCGUAGACGGCAGAUGAGUACUGUCAUCGAGAAGGAAGGUCACUUCGGCGUUGAGCUGACGACCCUCUUCUUGGGCAUCUCGGCAGUCUUUGCCGAUGACCAUACUGCAGUCGUGGCCCUAGCCAUUCAUGACACUACUUACCUCAUUGACUUCUCAGUCAAGCAUAUUGUGCUUGAUGAUGCGUUCAAGAUUGGUGAGGAUGUCAUCUCUGACUUUGUGAUCGCGUCGGUUAAGGAGUAUGAACGUGAGAACUUUGCCAAGUUCAUUGGUGCGGGUCUACCCAUGACUCUCAAGUACAUGAGUCCUACCAUCUGCUCCCGCCUGUGGCUCGAGACAGACAUCGUUCCCAUCGUCAUUCGCCCCGACGAUGAACACAAGGAAAAGACUUUCUGGGACGCCAAGCGUGUGGAUGAGCAGGCCGACUCGAUGGCUCGCAAGUGCAUCAUGCACUUUGGACCCUCUCUGGCGCCUUUGCUACACGUUGGUUUUCGUGGAAUUGUUCAGACCGAUGCUGGCUUCCGAGCCCCCAUCAACACCAUCCAGAACAACAGGGACGUCUGUUCUGCUGCAUCCUGGGAAACCAUGCUCACAUAUGCUAAGAAACUGCGUGGAAACAAGACGAAGGUAGCCUUCUUCAGCAGCACCCCUCAAGGCGGCGGCGUAGCUCUCAUGCGACACGCCCUUGUGCGAUUUUCGCGCCUGAUGGGUGUUGACCUGACUUGGUAUGUGCCAAAGCCUCGUCCGGGUGUCUUCAGGAUCACAAAGAACAUUCACAACAUCCUUCAGGGUGUUAGCCAUCCUGACCAGAGAAUCUCCUCCGAUGAGAUGGCUGCCAUCAUCGACUGGAUUUCCGACAAUGCACAGCGCUACUGGUUUUCUGAGGGUGGCCCUCUGCGUCCUGCAUCAGAGGGCGGUGCUGAUGUGGUUAUCAUCGAUGACCCCCAAAUGCCUGGUCUCAUUCCAAUGAUCAAGAGGUUGACCCCAGACCGUCCUGUGCUCUAUCGCUCGCACAUUCAAAUACGCAGCGAUCUGGUGGCAAUUUCUGGCUCUCCUCAGGCAGAGGUCUGGGAUUUCCUGUGGAGCAACAUCAAAGGUGCCGACAUGUUCAUCAGCCACCCCAUCCCAAUCUUUGUUCCCCACAACGUCCCACGCGAGAAGGUUGUAUACUUCCCUGCCACAACAGAUUGGCUCGAUGGCCUGAACAAGCCGCUUAGCCGUUGGGACGCUGGCUACUAUGGCCAUCUUUACAACGUGGCCGCCCACUCUCAGCGUCAGACCGAGCUUAACUGGCCGGCCCGCAAGUACAUCGUCCAGGUUGCUCGCUUCGACCCUGCAAAGGGUAUUCCCACCGUUAUCGACUCUUAUGCCGAGUUCCGUCGCCGCUGCGAGAAGGAGGGUGUCACCGACAUUCCUCAGCUGGUUGUCUGCGGCAAUGGCUCGGUUGAUGACCCUGAUGCCUCAAUGAUCUACGAUCAGACCAUGACGCAGAUGGAGACUCACUAUCCCCACCUCAUCAAGGAUGUCAGCAUCAUGCGCCUUGAGCCCAAUGAUCAGCUCCUCAACACCAUGAUUGCCAAUGCUCAUGUUGUUCUGCAGCUUUCCACUCGCGAGGGUUUUGAGGUCAAGGUUUCGGAGGCGCUUCAUGCUGGAAGGCCCGUUAUUGCUACUUUGGCUGGCGGCAUCCCACUGCAGGUCAAGGACGGCAUCAACGGAUUCCUUGUCCAGCCUGGCGACUGGAAGACAGUGGCAGGGCACCUGAUCAGUCUGUUCACUGACCACGAGCUUCAUAAGAAGAUGAGCCACGCUGCUGCUACUGGUGUUUCUGACGAGGUCGGCACCAUUGGAAACGCCAUUGGCUGGUACUACUUGGCUUCCAAGUGGAACGAGGUCGGUGUAGAAAAGAACGGCAAGGGUGGUCUCAGAGGAGACGAGAAAUGGGUCAACGACAUGGCUCGGGAGGAGGCUGGAUUCCCGUACGUUCAGAACGAGAACCGCCUGCCGCGACACUUCACACAGGUCAAGAAGCUGCCAGUCCAGACAGCCUAAAGCAGAUCCCCAAACUGUCACUGGCAACUGUGAACCAUCGCCGGUAAAUCAGGCGAAGCUGAGGCUUGACCAUCUUCGUUUGUCUCUUAGACAUCACAAGUCUUUUUCCUGCCUUUGAUCUUUGAUGACUCGAGUAUUUGACCUUUUAGUGUGGCAAGGUUUCUGUCAGGUGUUCUGGUCCAACGCCAUACAUUAACUCCCUCAAAAAGUGUCUUUGUUUCUCGCGAUGAUUUCUGUCAUGACGAUUUUAAAAGCUCUUCAAUAAUGACCUUUCACGCUGAUUUCUAAUUUUCGUUGCGAUGCCUUUACUUCGACUACUUCCUUCCACUUACGGACUUUCACUCUGACAUUGUUCUAUGCGCCCGUCACCCUCAUGGGCCGCUCCUAAAUCUCUACUCAGAACUUUUUGUUCACUUCUCCAUCACAGGCAAUGUGCUGAUUAUUGUAUCUUUGAGACAAUUUGGGAUGGUAGCUUCAACCUACUCAGAAAACCUCCACCCAAGCACAUUAGCACGGCUGUCUACUUGCAGACACAAAUCUCUACUCAGAAGUUUUGCGAUGGAUUUCAACAGGAAAGCUUGCGGGGACUUUCAAUUAAUACUGGCAACAACUAUAUAAUGGAAAUGAAUGUGGCUUAAUCGGUCAAAGACGGGGGAGAUCUGAUUCAUCUCUGUAAUACUGCGGAGGUGGGAUCAUUCAAGAUCUUCUUUGUUCCCAUGACUGCCCGGCUUAGGUAGUUGCAAUAAACGCUGACUCUAACAUUUGGUACCUAAGACACAAGUACAUAUGAAACGCUGAGCUAACGACCCACCCAUCAGAAG
This is a messenger RNA of Pyricularia oryzae 70-15, 3218 nucleotides long. Its product is annotated as clock-controlled-9 protein. Gene Ontology annotation, molecular function: glycosyltransferase activity. NCBI's taxonomy places the organism in Eukaryota, Fungi, Ascomycota, Sordariomycetes, Magnaporthales, Pyriculariaceae. The record is from RefSeq and is a predicted model, not a curated record. The transcript has 5 exons. The coding region runs from base 307 to 2397 and encodes 696 amino acids.